This is a messenger RNA of Nannospalax galili (Upper Galilee mountains blind mole rat), 1913 nucleotides long. RefSeq names its product estrogen related receptor gamma (gene Esrrg). The transcript is spliced from 8 exons. Bases 303 to 1610 code for a protein of 435 amino acids. Gene Ontology annotation, biological process: retinoic acid receptor signaling pathway; regulation of DNA-templated transcription. Gene Ontology annotation, molecular function: nuclear steroid receptor activity; sequence-specific DNA binding; zinc ion binding. The record is from RefSeq and is a predicted model, not a curated record. Gene Ontology annotation, cellular component: nucleus. Lineage: Eukaryota; Metazoa; Chordata; Mammalia; Rodentia; Spalacidae.
CGCACCUUGGAGCAGCCUUUUUAACCCUGAGACUCUCCCAGCUCUCCUCUUCACACAGGAAGUUUCCUUCACUGUUGUCAGAUUUAGCACUGUGUCCUGUCAUCAGAUCUGAGCCAAGCUCCUUGCUGCACAGUAGAGAGGCUUGCUUAAGACAUUUGUCCUUGAAACUGCACCAAACUCUUGGAAGAACCCGGAACGUCUGACCACCUGCUGGUUCGUCAAUGAAGCGAUAUUAAAUUAUGAAGAUGUAAGGAAGACACCUGAAGCUAACAUUGUUGCAGUUUGAAAGGCUUCUCUGCAGAAUGUCAAACAAAGAUCGACACAUUGAUUCCAGCUGUUCGUCCUUCAUCAAGACGGAACCCUCCAGCCCAGCCUCCCUGACGGACAGCGUCAACCACCACAGUCCUGGUGGCUCUUCUGACGCCAGUGGGAGUUACAGUUCAACCAUGAAUGGUCACCAGAACGGACUGGACUCACCACCUCUCUACCCUUCUGCUCCUAUCCUGGGAGGCAGUGGGCCUGUCCGGAAGCUGUAUGACGACUGCUCCAGUACGAUCGUCGAGGAUCCCCAGACCAAGUGUGAAUACAUGCUCAACUCGAUGCCCAAGAGACUGUGUUUAGUGUGUGGUGACAUCGCCUCUGGGUACCACUAUGGGGUUGCAUCUUGUGAGGCCUGCAAGGCUUUCUUCAAGAGGACGAUUCAAGGUAACAUAGAAUACAGCUGCCCGGCCACAAAUGAAUGUGAAAUCACAAAGCGUAGACGCAAAUCUUGCCAGGCUUGCCGCUUCAUGAAGUGUCUCAAAGUGGGCAUGCUGAAAGAAGGGGUGCGUCUUGACAGAGUGCGUGGAGGUCGGCAGAAGUACAAGCGCAGAAUAGAUGCGGAGAACAGCCCGUACCUGAACCCUCAGCUGGUGCAGCCAGCCAAAAAGCCAUAUAACAAGAUUGUCUCCCAUUUGUUGGUGGCGGAACCUGAGAAGAUCUAUGCCAUGCCUGACCCUACGGUCCCCGACAGUGACAUCAAAGCCCUCACUACGCUGUGUGACCUGGCUGACCGAGAGUUGGUGGUUAUCAUUGGCUGGGCAAAGCAUAUUCCAGGCUUUUCCACACUGUCCCUGGCGGAUCAGAUGAGCCUUCUGCAGAGUGCUUGGAUGGAAAUUUUGAUCCUUGGUGUUGUCUACCGAUCCCUUUCGUUUGAAGAUGAACUUGUCUAUGCAGACGAUUAUAUUAUGGACGAAGACCAGUCCAAAUUAGCAGGCCUUCUUGACCUAAAUAAUGCCAUCCUGCAGCUGGUGAAGAAAUACAAGGGCAUGAAACUGGAGAAAGAAGAAUUCGUCACCCUCAAAGCAAUAGCUCUUGCUAAUUCAGACUCCAUGCACAUAGAGGAUGUGGAGGCGGUCCAGAAGCUUCAGGAUGUUCUACAUGAGGCUUUGCAGGAUUACGAGGCUGGUCAGCACAUGGAAGACCCUCGCCGGGCUGGCAAGAUGCUGAUGACGCUGCCGCUGCUGCGGCAGACCUCCACCAAGGCCGUGCAACACUUCUACAACAUCAAACUGGAAGGCAAAGUCCCCAUGCACAAACUUUUUUUGGAAAUGCUAGAGGCCAAGGUCUGACUAAAAGCACCCUGGGCUUUCCCCUUCUGCACACUGAAAAAGGGAAAAUAAACCCAAGAGCGAUGUCGAAGAAUCUUAGAAUUUAGUGAACAACAUCAAAAUCAGCAAAGACUGCACUGAUAUUUAGCAGCAAGACUAAGAUGCAGCUUGCAGACCCCUCCACAUCUUCCUGAUAAAUGUCCUCUCGGCUUUAUCUGCCUUCUUUCCUCCUUUUCCUGUAUUUCCCUGUUUUCCCUUCCCUCCCUUCCUCUUUCCCUUUCUCAUUUCCUGAAUUCCUUAAUUACUACUCCCUCUUCUCCCUAC